UUCAAUAUUCAAACACGGUGUUACAGAUGUAUUCCAAAAAUAAUGUUAUUCCAGGUGUAUUUUUACGCUGAAAAGCCAAUACCGGAAGCUCUACGUGAAAACUUCCUGUACAGAUGCGCCACAUAUUUUCCGAAAAAUGUUGUUAGCGCCAUUAACUAAUCAAUUGUUUAAGUAGUUAUGACUGCAUUUUCGCCUGUGACUACGCCUUACACCCAUUAACUAGUAUAAUAGAGAAUAUUAUUAUAUUAUUUAGCCGUGUUUUUCGAACCGGAAGUUGUCUUGUCCAUUGUCUUGUUUUAAAACAUACCCAAGCUGAGACAUGAAAAAGAGGUUCAACAUCAAUUUGGACGACUCUGCCUUCACUCGAGAGAGACCACUUCCAAAGCAUCACUUCCAGCCAUCAUCAAAUGUGGAACAAAGCAGCGCUUCUUCCUCUGCAAAGAAUGACAAUCAUUUGUCCUAUGCACAAUAUAUCAUCAAGGAUAAAGGUCAGGGGUCCUCUGAAGAUGGCGGCGCCCUCACAAGUACCAACCUGAGGCAAAAAGAACCUGAUUCAGUACCCUCUGCAGAAGAUAGGGGUGAGACUAGUGGAGGCGACGAGGUCAAGAAGAGCUUGGGCAAGGAAGGACAUCUUGGUCCAAACCUUGGUCCCAAACAGGCGGGGUCCGGGAGUAGCAUUAUUGUCAGUCCCCGACAGAGGGGGAAUCCGAUUUUGAAGUUUGUGAGGAGUGUCCCGUGGGAGUUCGGAGAGGUUGUACCAGAUUAUGUCCUGGGCCAAACAACUUGUGCUCUCUUUCUCAGUCUGAGGUAUCACAAUCUGAAUCCCAAUUACAUUCACGACCGACUCAAGCAGCUCGGACACAGUUUUACCCUCAGAGUUUUGCUGGUUCAAGUGGAUGUGAAAGAUCCUCAUCAUGCAUUGAAGGAGCUUGCUCGCAUCUGUAUCAUGGCGGACUGCACUCUUAUUUUAGCGUGGAGCCCAGAGGAGGCAGGGCGUUACCUGGAAACAUACAAGUCCUACGAGAAGAAACCUGCCGAUCUUUUAAAGGAGCAAGUUGAAAAAGACUAUUUGUCAAAGGUGACAGACUGCCUGACCACCGUGAAGUCCAUAAACAAGACAGAUGCUAUUACACUGCUGUCAACCUUCUCUUCUUUGGAAGGAAUCAUCAGUGCCUCUAAAGAAGACCUGGUUCUCUGUCCUGGCCUUGGGCCACAAAAAGCAAGACGUCUCCACGAUGUGCUUCAUAAACCCUUCUUAAAAUCCAUGACGAAGUGUGAUAGUUGAGAAUAUGGAAUCACUAAAGUCACUGACCUGAUUUUAACUGAAGUCAAGAAAAUAACAUGGACACAAUUAUUGCUGUCAAAAUAUAUACAUGUUUUUUUUAAACAUAAAAAUGUUGUUUAUGUGUACACUGCUAUAUGGUGAAACCUAAAUGAAUUAAUAAAUAUUUUUGAUAGUGUG
Messenger RNA from Entelurus aequoreus (snake pipefish), 1462 nucleotides. RefSeq names its product excision repair cross-complementation group 1 (gene ercc1). Gene Ontology annotation, molecular function: single-stranded DNA binding; damaged DNA binding. Gene Ontology annotation, biological process: nucleotide-excision repair; meiotic mismatch repair; UV-damage excision repair. The record is from RefSeq and is a predicted model, not a curated record. The transcript has 9 exons. Bases 320 to 1285 code for a protein of 321 amino acids. Lineage: Eukaryota; Metazoa; Chordata; Actinopteri; Syngnathiformes; Syngnathidae. Gene Ontology annotation, cellular component: ERCC4-ERCC1 complex; nucleotide-excision repair factor 1 complex; nucleus.